Raphanus sativus (radish) is the source of this 3573-nucleotide messenger RNA. Its product is annotated as leucine-rich repeat receptor protein kinase HPCA1. Gene Ontology annotation, molecular function: ATP binding; protein kinase activity; protein binding. The transcript has 18 exons. The record is from RefSeq and is a predicted model, not a curated record. Bases 499 to 3405 code for a protein of 968 amino acids. Gene Ontology annotation, biological process: protein phosphorylation. Lineage: Eukaryota; Viridiplantae; Streptophyta; Magnoliopsida; Brassicales; Brassicaceae.
UCUCUUUGUUUUAACAAAUAAUGAGAAUAUUGAUAUGGUUGGUGCUGACAGGACCCACUUGUAGUUGUAGAUUCCACUAUCAUCUUUGUGUUAGCAUAAUGAUGGAAGAAGGUUGCUUUGAUUAUAAAACAUAGCUUAACGGUAACUUAAGCUUACAUGAUUAUAUUUGUAUUGGUUAUCUGAAAUGAUUUUGUACUUAUUUGGAUAUGUAUCACUCAAAUGUUUUAAUAACUAAAAAGUAUUUUCAGAAAAAGAGACAUACCAGCCGUUAAAUUGACUUCGAAGUAAAGGAAAAAUUGAUUAAAAGCAAAUGAAACCAACUCUUCUUGGUAGCACUCGUGUUCCUAUUGGCGCACUUUCCAUACACAUUUUGUCUUUCUUGAAUUUGAUCAAAUAAUGAUUAAUCUUGUCUCACAAGGAAGCUACUUUAAACUAUUUGUUCUCUAAUAAAUUUCACUUAAAUAUCAAACUUCAAGAACUCAUGUAUUUUGAGGAACAAUGGUGGCUAAAACAACCACCAUGACUGCUACUUCGCGGUUGCUCUUGUUCUGUCUCUCUUACUCCUUCACUGUCUUCUCAAUGGUUUCAUCAGUCACUGACCCUCGUGAUGCCGCAGCUCUUCGUUCUUUGAUGGAUCAAUGGGACAACACGCCGCCUAGCUGGGGAGGCUCUGAUGAUCCUUGUGGAACUCCUUGGGAAGGUGUUUCCUGCAACAGUUCAAGAAUCACUGCGCUGGGUUUGUCAACAAUGGGUCUCAAAGGAAGGCUUAGUGGGGACAUUGGAGAACUAUCUGAACUAAGAUCCUUGGACCUUUCGUUCAAUCCAGGACUCACAGGUUCACUUACUUCCCGUUUAAGAGACCUGCAAAAGCUCAACAUUCUUAUACUUGCUGGAUGUGGCUUCACUGGUAGCAUCCCCAAUGAGAUUGGUUACCUUAAAGAUCUAUCUUUCUUGGCAUUGAACUCGAAUAACUUCACUGGUAAAAUUCCAGCGUCUCUAGGAAACCUCAGCAAAGUCUAUUGGUUGGAUCUUGCGGAUAAUCAGUUGACAGGACCCAUUCCUAUCUCAUCAGGCUCUAGUCCUGGUCUUGAUCUUCUGUUAAAAGCCAAACACUUUCACUUCAACAAGAACCAGCUCUCAGGCACUAUUCCACCAAAACUUUUCAGCUCUGAGAUGAUAUUGAUCCAUGUAUUAUUUGAUGGAAAUCAAUUCACAGGGAGCAUACCUUCCACUUUGGGACUCGUUCAGACACUAGAGGUUCUUCGUCUUGACAGAAACACUCUGAGAGGAAAAGUUCCAGAGAAUCUUAGCAAUCUCACAAACAUCAUUGAACUGAACUUAGCUCACAACAAGCUGGUAGGAUCAUUACCAGAUUUGUCAGACAUGAAAUCUCUGAACUAUGUAGACCUCAGCAACAACUCAUUUGAUCCAUCAGAGUCUCCUCUAUGGUUUUCAACCUUACCUUCACUGACCACACUGGUGAUGGAAUAUGGGGCUCUUCAUGGACCAUUGCCUAAUAAGCUCUUUGGAUACCCACAGCUUCAGCAAGUGAAACUGAGAAAGAAUGCAUUCAAUGGAACACUGAGCUUAGGAGACACAGUAGGUUCAGAGCUACAACUAGUUGAUCUGCAAGAUAAUGACAUCUCCUCUGUAACACUAAGCUCUGGAUACACCAAUACAUUAAUACUCGUAGGAAACCCUGUAUGCACAACAGCUCUCUCCAACACAAACUACUGCCAGAUUCAGCAGAAACAAGCCAAACGUAUCUACUCGACCAGUCUUGCAAACUGCGGAGGAAAAUCUUGUCCAUUAGACCAAAAGGUCAGCCCUCAGAGCUGCGAAUGCGCCUACCCUUAUGAAGGCACAUUCUACUUCAGAGGGCCUAUGUUCAGAGACCUGACCAAUGCGAACACAUACCAUUCACUAGAGAUGAGCUUGUGGGUGAAGCUAGGACUCACUCCAGGAUCAGUCUCUCUACAAAACCCUUUCUUCAAUAAUGAUGAUUAUCUCCAGAUACAGCUGGAGCUUUUCCCAUCUAUGGGAAAGUAUUUCAACAGAAGUGAAGUACAGAGAAUUGGAUUUGACUUGAGUAACCAAACUUACAAACCUCCUCCACUGUUUGGACCUUACUAUUUCAUUGCAUCUCCCUACACUUUCCCAGCUGAAGGUAAUGGACAUUCCUUGAGCUCUAGGAUGAUCACUGGGGUAAUAACUGGUUGCACCGCUUUGGUUCUGUGCCUUGUUGCCCUAGGGAUAUACGCAUUUUGGCAGAAGAGACGUGCAGAGCAAGCUAUCGGUUUGAGUAGACCAUUUGUUUCAUGGGCAUCUAGUGGGAAAGACAGUGGUGGUGCGCCGCAGCUGAAAGGGGCUAGAUGGUUCUCCUAUGAAGAACUCAAGAAGAUCACCAACAACUUCUCCAUUAGCAGUGAGUUGGGUUCUGGAGGUUAUGGUAAGGUGUAUAAAGGAAUGCUCUCGGAUGGGCAGAUGGUGGCUAUAAAAAGAGCACAGCAAGGAUCAACACAAGGAGGUCACGAGUUCAAAACAGAGAUUGAGUUGCUUUCUAGAGUUCAUCACAAGAACCUGGUCGGGCUCGUUGGGUUUUGUUUCGAACAGGGAGAGCAGAUUCUGGUGUACGAGUUCAUGUCAAACGGAUCACUAAAAGAUAGCUUAACAGGACGAUCAGGUAUUGCUUUGGACUGGAAAAGGAGGCUAAGAGUGGCUCUAGGAUCAGCAAGAGGACUAGCUUACCUCCACGAACUGGCGGAUCCUCCCAUCAUCCACAGGGACGUGAAGUCAACCAACAUUCUUUUGGAUGAGAAUCUCACUGCCAAGGUUGCUGACUUUGGUUUGUCCAAGCUUGUUUCUGACUGCACUAAAGGCCAUGUUUCAACCCAAGUCAAAGGGACAUUGGGAUAUUUGGAUCCAGAAUACUACACAACACAGAAACUCACAGAGAAGAGCGACGUGUACAGCUUCGGCGUCGUGUUACUAGAACUGAUCACCGCGAAACAGCCGAUAGAGAAAGGCAAGUACAUUGUCCGAGAGAUCAAGCUCGUGAUGAACAAGAACGACGAGGAGUUCUACGGGCUGAGAGACAAGAUGGACCGUUCGUUGAGAGACGCCGGAGCUCUGCCGGAGCUCGGACGUUACAUGGAGUUAGCUCUAAAAUGCGUAGAUGAGACGGCGGGUGAGAGGCCGACGAUGAGCGAAGUGGUGAAGGAGAUCGAGAUUAUUAUACAGAACAGUGGAGCUAGUACUAGCAGCUCCUCCGCGUCGGCGUCGGAUUUAGGAGGGGUGAGAGGUGGAGAUAAGGUUUUGUAUGGAGAGAAUGUGAGGAAGAAAGAAGAAGGAGCUUUUGAUUAUAGUGGUGGCUACUCUGUUAUGACAAAAGUUGAGCCCAAGUGAUGAUGAAGAAACAAACACCUCUUUGAGUUUCCUUCUUUUGUGUCAGAAAAGAGACAAUGAGCAAAGCAUUAAACGGAGUUAUGAAAGUUAAUGUAAUCAUUAAUUUCUUUUCAAAAUGAUAUAUUAGUAUAUUACUAAUGGUUUCUUAACAAAUUCUGGUUAUAUAAA